AUGUCGAUCACGCCCAAGCCCGAACCGGAAGACACCCCUCUCCCGCCCAGGCCGGCCCCGGACGCAAAAGCGAAGCAGGCCGCGCUCAAGGCGCACGCGGAGUACCGCCGCGCGCAGGCGUGGGCGAUCGCGCGCUGGCCGCUCGAGAAGCGCGUCGUGCCCCGCCGCGCGCGGGUGCACCUUCCCCGGACGUACCUCGCGCGCCACGGGAGCGACGUGCGCGUGGUGCACGCGGGCGCGGAUUUGAACCAGUUCGUGCACGGGCACUAUUGCGAGGAGGUCGAUGCCGCGCGGGGGGCGAGGAAGCUGGCUGCGGGGGACGCGGAGGGGGUCCUGGCGAGGAGACACGAAUACCUCGGGCCCGAUCCGCGCGUCGUCGGCUACUGGGUGGACGCCGAGGGGGACUACCACGUCAAGUUCUACGACACGUUCCUGGGCGACCAGUGGAUGGACGACCGCAAGUGGAAGUUCGACGUGCGGAUGGACGAGGACGGCAAGUGGGUCGAUGUGGACGAUUGA
This is a messenger RNA of Dichomitus squalens LYAD-421 SS1, 519 nucleotides long. RefSeq lists its product as uncharacterized. The transcript is spliced from 3 exons. Bases 1 to 519 code for a protein of 172 amino acids. NCBI's taxonomy places the organism in Eukaryota, Fungi, Basidiomycota, Agaricomycetes, Polyporales, Polyporaceae. The record is from RefSeq and is a predicted model, not a curated record.